Phytophthora sojae is the source of this 4359-nucleotide messenger RNA. RefSeq lists its product as hypothetical. Gene Ontology annotation, biological process: tetrapyrrole biosynthetic process; rRNA processing. Gene Ontology annotation, molecular function: protein binding; hydroxymethylbilane synthase activity. Gene Ontology annotation, cellular component: small-subunit processome; Pwp2p-containing subcomplex of 90S preribosome. The record is from RefSeq and is a predicted model, not a curated record. NCBI's taxonomy places the organism in Eukaryota, Oomycota, Peronosporomycetes, Peronosporales, Peronosporaceae. The transcript is spliced from 4 exons. Bases 1 to 4359 code for a protein of 1452 amino acids.
AUGACUGCGACUGAGACUGCUGCCGCGGCCAAGACGGAGACGCCCAAGCGCACCAUCUACGUGUCGUCGCGCAAGAGCCAGCUGGCCAUGGCGCAGACCAACACGGUCAUCGCCAUGCUGGAGGUCAAGUUCCCGGCGCUGCGCUUCGUCGUGGGGCAGCAGGACACGGUGGGCGACCAGGUGCUGGACCGCCACCUGAGCGAGCUGGGCACGAGCACGGCCUCGGGCCUCUUCACCAAGAGCCUAGAGGACGCGCUGCUGGCCAAGACCGCCAGCUUCGCCGUGCACUCGCUCAAGGACAUGCCCACAACGCUGCCCGACGGGCUCGUGCUGGCCGCCAUCACCAAGCGCGAGAGCCCCGAGGACGCGGCCGUGAUCCACCCCAAGCACAAGGCCAAGGGCCUCACCACGCUCAAGCAGCUGCCCGAGGGCAGCGUCAUCGGCACCAGCUCGCUGCGGCGCGAGGCGCUGCUGCGCCAGCAGUUCCCGACCUUCGAGAUCAAGACGCUGCGCGGCAACAUCCAGACGCGGCUGGCCAAGCUGGACGGGCACGACGACUACGACGCCAUUAUUGUGGCGGCGUGCGGCUUCCGGCGCGGCGAGCUGGGCGACCGGAUCGACGAGAUUCUGCCCAUGGACACGUUCGGCUACGGCGUCGGACAGGGGAGCAUCGGCGUCGAGUGCCGCGCAGACGACGAGGAGACGAUCGAGAUGCUCAAGACGAUCACAGAUGAAAAGUCGGCGCAACUCUGCAAGGCCGAGCGUAGUCUGCUCUACCAUUUGGAGGGAGGAUGCCAGAUCGCGAUGGGCGUGAGCGCGACGCUGGAUGAGGACACGCUGACGUUGAACUCGACGGUGUUGUCGCGUGACGGCAAGGAGAGCGUCCACGAAUCGAUCUCUGGACCGCGCACGGAGGCUGAGAACCUGGGCAAGCAGCUGGCGCAGCGCUUCUGGGACAACGAGCUGGCCCGCAAGGUGCUGGGCAAGACCGGCCAGAAGCGCGCCCUGACGUACGGAGACGCCGAAGCGCCCGGUGACGCCGCUGCCGCCGCUGAAAAGGCUGCCUCCGAAGUACGAAAUGCUUGGUUCCAGUCAUUUCGGAGCUGCUCGCCCAACGACUCAAGUGGCUGCUCCUUCACUGGUGUUGCGGUGCGCGUCUCGGCGUCAAUCUCCCUCGGUUCGGCGCGACUCGCUGUUCACCAUAAAGCCCAGCGUCUGGCGUCUCUGAAGCUGCCGGUUGCACUCGUCACCGCCCCGUACCGCGCGCGCCCUAGGCAGAUAACGGAAACCAUGACCAGCGACCAGUUGACGCGCUGCCAGAACUCGCGCGUGCUGCAGGCGUUCCGCGCCAUCGGCGUGGUGGCCGACGAUGUGCCCGUUGUGUGGUACGGCAUGGGCAAGUCCAGCUUCGCCACGGCCUCGCUGGGCAAGUCCUUCGCCGUGUACAACUGCGACAAGCUCACGCCCGUGCUGGUGUCGCCCCAGCUGCCCAAGCGCAUCGCGGCGCUGGCGGUUUUCCCCAGGAAGCACGUGACGUUUACGGCCUGCGGGCGCCAGAUCAUCGUCUGGCGGCGCGCGGACCGCUGGAAGACGCUGGUGGGCCACAAGGGCGCCGUCAAGCAGAUGAUCACAGUCGGCACCGUGCUCUUCUCGCUCGACGACGAGCGCAACAUCAUGAUCUGGGACCUGGAGACGAUGAAGCUGGUGGACACGCUGAGCUUCCCGAUUGGCUUCACCCCGACGGCCAUGAUGCACCCGGACACGUACCUGAACAAGAUCCUCAUUGGCUCGGAGGAGGGCGCGCUGCAGCUCUGGAACGUCCGCAAGAUGAAGUGCAUCUACGAGUUCAAGGGCUGGGGCAGCGCCGUUACGGCCUUGGAGCAGAGUCCUGCGGUUGACGUGGUGAGUAUCGGACUGGCGGACGGAAGACUGAUGGUGCACCACCUGCAGCUGGACGAGCGCGUCAUGGACUUCAAGCAGGAGCAGCAGAGCAGCAUCACGGCCAUGUCCUUCCGCACCGACGCAGGCGCGUCGACGACCCCGUUGGUUGUGUCUGGAUCGAGGUCGGGAGACAUCGCGGUCUGGAACCUGCAGACCAAGCGGCUCGAGUCGGUCAUUGCUGCUGCUCACGACGGCGCCGUGGUGUCGCUCCAGUUUUUGAGUAACGAGCCGCUGCUGCUGUCGUCCGGCUCCGACAACUCAAUCAAGCUCUGGAUCUUCGACCACCUGAACGGUGGCACCGCUCGUCUUCUCAAGUCGCGCGAGGGCCACCGCGCCCCGCCCACGCGUAUUCGCUACUACGGCAACAACACGCUCGCUACUAUGGCCGACGGUGCUGACGGCACGUGCUGCCAGAUUCUGUCCGCAGGCCAAGACCGCGCCUUCCGUGUGUUCCACACGGCGCGUGAGCAACAGAGCAGGGAGCUAUCGCAGGGGCCCGUUCUGAAGAAGGCUCGCCGGUUGAAUGUGCGCGUGGAAGAUCUGAAGCUGCCGCCGAUCGCGCAGUUUGCCGCCAUGGAGACGCGCGAACGCGACUGGGCUAACGUCAUCACGUGCCACGAGAACGAGAUCGCUGCUUACGUGUGGCGUUUCGAGAACCGCGCCAUUGGUAAGAAGGUGCUUCGCCAGUUCGACCCCAGCAAGCGUGUGCCUUCGGGCAGUGCUGAGGACCUGCGCCGCAAGAAGACUCAGGCUACCAGUGUGGCCAUCAGUUCGUGCGGCAACUACGCUCUUGUGGGUAGCUUGGGUGGUUGCAUCUUCCGCUACAACAUGCAAUCCGGUGAGGCUCGUGGAUCAUUCCCAGUUUCGGCCACUCCGAAGGCGAAGAUCAUCCGUUCGUUGGUGCUGCCGGGCACGGAUAUGUCGGCUCUGCAGGACAAUGACGUCGAGAAGACGGCGGGUGAUGCUCACGACGGACCUGUCAGCGCCGUGGCCGUGGAUGCCCUCAACGAGACGCUGGUUUCGGCUGGCAUUGACGGUAAGCUCAAGUUCUGGGGUUUCAAGAAGCACGAGCUGCGCUACGAGAUCGAUAUCGGCUCCCCUAUCAGUCAGAUGGAGCUGCACCGUGACAGCAACUUGCUCUGCGUGGCGUGCGAUGACCAGGUGCUGCGUCUGUACGACGUGACGACUCACAAGCUCGUCCGUCGCUUUGCCGGUCACUCGCACCGUGUGACGGACAUGACGUUCAGCUCGGACGCUCGGUGGCUGUUCUCGUCCUCGGCUGAUGCCUCGCUGCGUGUGUGGGAUAUUCCUACGGGCAAGUGCGUGGACUGGCUGCGUUUCCACAAGCCGGUGACUGGUUUGGCGGUGUCCCCUACGGGCGAGUUCCUGGCCACGACGCACGUUGGGCACGUCGGUAUUUUCCUGUGGGCCAACCGCAGCUUCUUCACGGAGGUCUUCCUCGACUCGGAGCCUGCUGAGCCUGUUCUUAUGGACAUGCCCGUGUCGCUGAACGAGGUCGACAACAGCGACCAGCUCGGAUACGGCACGGAGCGGAACCCUCAGCUGUCUGUUUUGAGUGUGGACGAGCAGCAGUCACAGAGCAGCAAGGUGGAGAAAGGGGAAGAGAGCUCCGAGCCUCUGGAUGCCUCCCUCAUCACACUGUCUACGGCGCCGCGUGCGUUCUGGCAGUCACUGUUCAACUUGGAGCUCAUCAAGAAGCGCAACAAGCCUAUUGAGCCUCCUAAGGCCCCCGAACAGGCUCCGUUCUUCCUUCAGACCGCUCGCAAGGAUGAUGUCCACCCGACGUUCGUCCCCGUUGCUCCCGAGGCGAAAAAGGAGACCAAGAAGAAGGAGGAGGACGAGGAUGUUGCCAUGGACGGCUGGGGCGUCGGCGACGACGACGAGGCAUGGGGAGACGACGAUGGCGAGGAGCCCGAGGACGACGCAGAAGUUGCUGCCCCGAGCUCUCGGAUCGUCAAGACGGAAGGCAUUGUCACUUCGCGCUGUAAGCUGGCCACACUGCUGGCGAAGGCGAUCAAGCUGGAGGAGGAGGAAGACGACACGGUCUCACGUUUCCAUGAGGUGGCCGUGUACAUGCAGUCGCUCUCUGCGUCGGCGGUGGACGUUGAGAUGAGCACCCUGUGCAUGGGCGACUUCGACGAGGAGGGCAAGAAGCUGCUGGGCCGGUUCCUGGACUUCCUGCGCGAGGAGAUGCGGACGCGCCGCGACUUCCAGGUGCUGCAGGCCUAUCUGAACCGCUUCCUGAAGCUGCACGAGGAGCUGCUGGUGGCGGACCCGGCGUUGCUGGCGCAGGUGGACGAGCUCGGAUCAUUGCAGCAGCAGCAGUGGCAGCACCUGCAGAAGCUCCUGCACAACAAUUUGUGUCUGGUGCAGUACCUCAGCAAGAUCCAGAUGUAA